Dendroctonus ponderosae (mountain pine beetle) is the source of this 3547-nucleotide messenger RNA. It is a transcript of the gene Stim, whose product is annotated as stromal interaction molecule homolog. The coding region runs from base 150 to 2132 and encodes 660 amino acids. The record is from RefSeq and is a predicted model, not a curated record. Gene Ontology annotation, cellular component: endoplasmic reticulum; plasma membrane. Gene Ontology annotation, biological process: activation of store-operated calcium channel activity; store-operated calcium entry; intracellular calcium ion homeostasis. The transcript is spliced from 10 exons. Lineage: Eukaryota; Metazoa; Arthropoda; Insecta; Coleoptera; Curculionidae. Gene Ontology annotation, molecular function: calcium channel regulator activity; protein binding; calcium ion binding.
AAAAUAGGAAUGUCUUGUUCUGUAGUGUUGGACUUGGACAUUGUGGACAGUGUCAAUAAUAUCCUAAAAUAAAUAACAAAUAGUUCUUGAAAAUGCUCUGCUAAAAUUAUUUAACAAGUCCUUAUUCGCAUUGCGUAAUUGUACUUAAGAUGUAUUACAAAAGUUUAAUUUUUUGGCUUGUGCUUAACUUAUACAAAAGAGGUAUUUGGGCGAGUAAUGUUGGAUUUUCAGAAGAAACUAGAGCUAAGACGCCGCCUGUUCAAAGAAACCCCUCAUCCAGUGAUUUUCAUGUAUAUACUGAGAGCCAGCUUCAUGCUUUCGACAGCUGCAGUUAUGAUGAUUUUGCUUGCCUCUCAAUGGCAGCCAGCGACAAACAUGGCUUGGAUUCAAUAAUUACUUUACACAAACAGCUUGAUGAUGAUGAAGAUGGAAACAUUGAUUAUGCAGAGUCUGAUGAUUUUUUAAAAGAAGAGCUGAAAUAUCACUCGGGAACAGAAAAACGACAAAAGGCAUUCCAUCAAAAUAAUGAUAUGCAUAUCUCUGUAAAAGAGCUCUGGGAAGCAUGGCUGAAAUCAGAAGUGCACAAUUGGACUGUCGAACAAACCACUGACUGGCUGAUCAAUAAUGUUCAUUUACCACAGUAUGCACCUAACUUUUUAUUGAACAAAGUUAAGGGAGCAAAUCUCCCCAGAUUGGCGGUAAAUAAUGCCAACUACUUGGGCAUAUUGGGUAUAAAAGAUCCCAUUCACAAGCAGAAAAUCUCUCUCAAGGCCAUGGACGUUGUUCUAUUCGGACCACCAAAAGAUGGAAUAACGUGGAAAGACAUCACAUUAAUUAUAUCGGCUGUUGUUGUGCUAUUCGGCGGUUGGGUGGGUUAUCAGCAAAACAAAAAAUUCAAAACCCACAUGAAUCGCAUGAAUCGCGACAUGGACAGUCUGCAAAACUCUGAACAGGCCUUGGAAAAACUACAGAAGCAGUUGGAGGAAGCCAAACAAGCAGAAGAUGCCGCCAAAUCAGAGAAACAAAAUUUAGAAAAGAUGCUACAGGACUCCAAAGGCGAUAUGACCAGCUUAACUAGUGCAUACUCUGAAAGUGAUGUUACGCAUUACAAGGAAGAAAUCAAGUCUCUAAAGACACAGCUUGAGUUGACACAGGCUGCCUUUAAGAACACUUGCUAUCUAGCGCCGCCUGGUUUACAACAGUGGCUCCAAUUAACUUACGAAUUGGAACAGAAAAGCUAUGACAAAAAAAAGAUGUCCGCAGAAAAACAGCUCCAACAGGCCAGAGAGGCUUGUGAGAAAUUGAGGAAGAAAAGAUCUAGUUUAAUUGGUGCCUUUGUUUCUACUCAUGGCAAAGCCAUAGACGAUGUGGAUAGAGCCAUAGUGGAGGCACGCAGUGCUUUAAACGAGGUGACGUACGAGCUGCAAGAAAAAUCGCAUCGCUGGCGCCAAAUCGAGCUGAUGUGUGGUUUCCCUAUAACUGUUAACAUCGGCCUGCAGACAUUAGAAAAUACAUUGUAUAAGAAACAUGAUAGAUUUAAUGGAUUCAGCGUUCGCAUGAAUAGCGUGGAUGAUCUCGACAUGAAUGACGAUGCGGGAUCAGUCUACGGACUAGCCCCUUCUUCCUACUCAGAAAUGCCCCUUCAUCACAUGGCAUCCCUAAACGAAGAUGAAACAUCCGGAAGUGAAAACGGGAAACAAGAUGAGAAUGCCAAUAAUGAAUCCAAGUCAAAUGAUUUCAGUUUCCAAAUAGGUGGCACGCCUUUUCCUCAAGAAACUGCCAGUAGAACUAAUUCCAAUCUGAUAUCGAAUCACACCAAAUCAGCUAGUCAAUCCAAUAUUAAUGUAAAACCUAUCGGACCAGGAAAAUCUUUUACCAGGUCUUUGACUCAGGAGAUGAACGUGGAAGAGAUCUCUUUAGCAAAAUCUGCGGCUUCAGAGGGCAAUUUGGAAUCAGCCAAAGCGCGUCCUGCCGCCAUUCCUGAAAAAGCUUGUUUGCCGAAAAAGGCAAUUUCUAUCGAGGAUGAUAUUUGCUCAACCGACUCCUCACUAAUUGAAGAUGGCGAGGUGAAAAAAAAGCGGCGCAAGUUGUUCACGUUUUCGAAGAAGAGCAAAAAGGGUGAAAAAUCGUGAGCAUGCUCUCUUAAUUUCCUAGGGCCUAGUUAGUAGUUUUAAAUGGUGCGAAUAAAUGUUGCUUCUCGAUAAAACAAACAAGCUCAUAAUUUUGAUAAAAACCUGUGUUUUUAGAAAGGCAAUCAGUUUUGGUAGGAUGACAAUAACGCUAUAAACUAUAAGUUGAAUUUUACUGACAAACAUGGCACAUUCCACUGAAAUCCCGAUUUAGUUUUUCAAACCAAAAUUGCAAACAUUCUAGAAACACAGUUACUAUUUAUGUGACAGCAAUAUAAUACUUCCCUCAAGUGCUUUAUCUGCAUACAUACGUUGCAGAGUCCAAUCUAGCAAUAAGUAUUUGCUUGUGAAAUGACAAAUAAACAAUUACUAUUGAAAGCAAAUAUCAAAAGCUGUUAAUAAGCAAUUGAAGAACUUGUUAGUAAAAAUCUUUGACGAUAAUACAUAUGUGAACAACUGAAAAUAUAUGUUUAUGGUGAUAUUUGAUUAUAUGUGAAUAUUACGUAACAGGAGUGAGCACACUGGAAUCUUCAAACAGAUCUGAAAACUACAUGACUUAAGACGGUUGUAAUUUUUUUUAGGACUUGGGACUUAAGAAUUUAAUACUUAAUAAACUAUCUAUUAUGUCAUUACAUAAAAUGAUCGUUUAUGUAAAUCUUCAGUAUAUUACUGUAACUAAAUUUCAACUGUAUCAAAAUACUGAAAAUUACCAAAUUUCAAUAAUUUAAUUUACAAUGUUUUAUACAUUUAACAUGAUUUAUGUGUUAAUUUUAUGAUUUAUCAUAUCGAGAUUGACAAAAAGUCACUGAAAAUCCACUACUUUUAAAUGAGCCGUUGACGAAUUUUCGUUGUGUAUGGAUUGUUAUUCGCGUUUAUUAUUCGUCACCGUAAUUGUGGAUUGUAAAACCCAUUUCCACCAAAUUUUGCUAGUUACAAAACAGUGUCCUCUUAACUGGGUUGUUAGGUCUUUUGCAUUAUAUCACUUAUUUCAUCUGCUUCAGAGAUUUGAAUAUGUAUUCCAUUAUAAAGUAAUUAAUUUAAUUUUAAAGUGAUACAAGAAACCAAUCAAUUUGCUAAGUGUAUAAUACUGACUAUAAUAAAUGAUUGCACUUUGUAACUUAUCUGCAAUUAGUAAAAGUGAUAACGCGGUUGUAACAUAGAGAAUAUCCACACUUAAACUGAUUUAGAUAAAUUCUUUAAAUUCUCGUUGAUAAUAAGACAUUUUUAUUUAAAAAAUCCCGUAUUUUGUGCGAAAGGUGCGCUUUCUGAUUUAUUCGAUAAUGCUUAAAAGUUGCUUUUACGAUUAAUAGUCCAGUUUUUUCUUAAUUUGCUAUUAUUAGCCAAUUUCUGAAUCCCCACUGUGUGAGUAGGUCUAUGUAUUGAUUUUCGUUUAAACAUGAAUGCUUUGUUUGCAAAAA